AUAUACGUAAUGUUUCAAAAUCAUAGGACGAUUCGUCUUUAGAAUGUUCGGAACAUAUGAGAUUUUGCCGAGCAAGAAAUAUUAUGCUCAAUUUUACGGAUUUGCUUCAUCGAAAUGAACCUCUUCGUUAUAAGAUGGAUGUAUUGAAAGAGGGCGAAAUCGGUGGAUAUUGCAUAUUAAAUGAGAGAAGACUACAAGAUAAUGCGGAUCAUAUUAGCCCACUGCAAUCUUGGGGGCCCGAAUUGCGAAAUUUUCGUAAACUACCUCGACCACCGAUCGUCAAUGGCGACUGUGAUAUCGUAAUCGAAAAGCCGACGUUCAUAAUGAAAAUAGAUGCCAUAGUAAACAUGUAUCAUCAUUUUUGUGACUUUUUCAACUUGUACGCGUCAUUGCACGUAAAUCUCUCGCACCCCGACGCCUUCAGCACUGAUAAUCAUAUAAUGAUCUGGGAAAGUUACAGCUAUCGCUCUGCAUUCCAAGAUACUUUCGAGGCUUUCACGAGAAAUCCGUUGUGGGAUUUAAAAACAUUUCGCGGGAAAUCUGUUUGCUUCAAGAAUCUCGUGCUGCCGCUACUACCUCGUAUGAUUUUUGGAUUAUAUUAUAAUACACCUCUUAUUUAUGGCUGUGAGAAAAGUGGAUUAUUUAAAGCUUUCGGCGAUCACGUAUUACACCGAUUACGUAUACCUCAUCAUGAAAGAAAAAAUCAGAGGAUACGAGUUACUCUGCUUAGCAGAGAUACCCACUAUAGGAGGAUACUAAAUGAGGACGAACUAGUGAAAGCGUUAAAAGAAAAUCCUGAGUACAAAGUUAGAAAGGCUGUUUAUAAUAAGAAAGUUCCAUUUAAAAAACAAUUAGAAAUCACGAGGAAUUCUGAUGUUUUUAUUGGUAUACACGGUGCCGGAUUAACACACCUUAUGUUCCUGCCAGAUUGGGCGGCUGUGUUUGAGAUAUAUAACUGUGAAGAUCCAGGAUGUUAUAAAGAUCUUGCUCGCUUACGAGGAGUAAAAUACUUUACAUGGGAAAAUACUACGAAAUUAGUGCAACAGGAUCCCGGUACGCAUCCUGACGGCGGAGCACACGCGAAAUUCACGAAUUAUAGUUUCGAUGUUAAAGAAUUUUUACGCAUUACGUCUCAAGCUGCGGAAUACGUAAAAAAUCAGAAUAGUUUCAAGGAAUUUGUCAACAAAAGGGCACAGCGCAAAAAAGCAGGAAUAAAGAAUCAGACUAGGACAAGUGAGACGAAAGAAACUGAAAAUCCUAAAUCAGAAGAAACUGCUAAGUUUAAACCUGACGUCCAAUCCAAAGAUGAAUUAUGACGAACACCUUAGGCAAUUUAUUUCGAUAUAAAGAAAAACCUUUCAAAAGUAGGCUAAUAAAUGUUAACAUCGAAUGAAACAUGUGAACUGUUACCAAAUAGUUUACUUAUUUUUGUACGAAUAAAUAUAAAAUAAUUUUAAGAUA
Ceratina calcarata is the source of this 1461-nucleotide messenger RNA. It is a transcript of the gene Eogt, whose product is annotated as EGF-domain O-GlcNAc transferase. The record is from RefSeq and is a predicted model, not a curated record. Gene Ontology annotation, molecular function: protein O-acetylglucosaminyltransferase activity. Gene Ontology annotation, cellular component: endoplasmic reticulum lumen. Bases 57 to 1316 code for a protein of 419 amino acids. NCBI's taxonomy places the organism in Eukaryota, Metazoa, Arthropoda, Insecta, Hymenoptera, Apidae. The transcript is spliced from 8 exons.